GCUUCGUUCGCUCCUCGCAGUCGUGGGUUACACUGCGGAGCUCUGGGAGGAGGGUGGGAGGUACUUCCUGCCGUCAGGCUGAACGAGCCGCGGCUUCCAGAGUAACGUGGAGCGGAGAUGCAGUGUGGGCGAGCCGAGUGAAGAUACGUACGGUGACAGAAUAAGACCAAGAUAUCGUAAAACUUUACAAAGGACCUCCAGACGACAGGAGGAAGCAGAAUGGCUACAGAGUUUGAUUUGACACCUCCAGAAGUACCCGAACCCACAUUCUUUGAUAACAUCCUGCGAUAUGGCCUGUUCCUAGGGGCAAUUUUCCAAAUCAUCUGCAUAUUAUCAAUCUUGCUGCCUUCUAAAUCACCAGAACCGGAUUGGGAGCAAUCUGAGCUGAAGCCUUCAGAUAACAAUAAAAAGCAGAAGCUUACAACUCCUUCAUCAGGAAAGAAAGCAAAGAAAGAAAGCAAGAAAAAGAGAUAAAUCACAGGAAGUGCACCAGAAAUGGAAUAACAAGACUGUUUCUGUCUUCGUUCUCAUUUUGUAUUCAUUGUUCCUGGAAAUGUUUUUUUAAUUCUCUGCUAUUUAUACAUUUGAUUUACACAGUUGUUUUUCACAAGUGUUUGAACCUAAAAAUGUAAUUUUCAUAUACUGUCUCUCUUGCAGCCUCUAGAGAAUUAAAGAGCUACUAGCUUGUAACCAGCCUCCUUAUGUUAGUCACUUCAUUAGAAAUAUAUGAAUCACUACUACACGUUCUUCUACUUUGCAGUUCAACAUAACCCCAUUCUUAUAUACUACAAGGAAAAUAUUCUUUAUUUUAAGUAGUCCCCAAAUAGAAACGGUGCAUAAAUUUAACACUGGGCAGCAACACUACAUAUUUUUCAGUGAUCAGGGUCAAAUCAUCCAUCAAGUCACUGUGGGGAGUGAGGCACUAGAUAUGACUUAACAUUUUUAUUUGAUAGGAAACGGUAAAGCAUCAAGACCUUACAUUUACAUGAGAGCUCACUAGGUCUCCUGUAAUAAAUGUAUGAUGCUUCUCUGGAAGAUCCCUUUGUUUUGUAUUUUUUUAAUAAAAAAGAUUCUGUUACAUAGAGAAUUGAAAAUUCUAACUUGAUGUUCUGCUUGGCUAACUAUAACUUGCACAUUAGUAAUGAAUAUUAUCAAGUGCAUUAAAAUUAAUUUCCAAAUGUAACUGAAGCAGCCCCAGCAAUGUGUUUAGAUGAAAGAGCACCUAGGCUCAGUAUUUUCUGUUUUGAUCUAUAUGUAGUAAAACAGGUUGAAAUGUAUUUCUUACCUUCUUUAUCCCUUAAAAAUCCCCUUGUCUGCUGAUUUAAAAAUAUAAACUCAUUAGUUAUUUUGUCUCUUGGUGCAUUUUAUUUUCAUUGAUAAUCAAUUUGAGAUUUUCCAUUAAUUUUGAAACAGAAGUUCUUGACACAAUUGUUCAUAUUAGAAUUAUAAAUUAUAUCCAAACGUGUGGAAUUUUUCAGAUGUCAUUCAUCUUAAAAUGACAUGAAAGUUUUCCUCUGCAUUUUCAAAAUAA
Messenger RNA from Hypanus sabinus (Atlantic stingray), 1531 nucleotides. RefSeq names its product mannosidase beta like (gene manbal). The record is from RefSeq and is a predicted model, not a curated record. The transcript is spliced from 3 exons. Gene Ontology annotation, cellular component: membrane. Bases 220 to 474 code for a protein of 84 amino acids. Lineage: Eukaryota; Metazoa; Chordata; Chondrichthyes; Myliobatiformes; Dasyatidae.